Myxocyprinus asiaticus (Chinese sucker) is the source of this 3009-nucleotide messenger RNA. RefSeq names its product synaptosomal-associated protein 23-like. The transcript has 8 exons. Lineage: Eukaryota; Metazoa; Chordata; Actinopteri; Cypriniformes; Catostomidae. The record is from RefSeq and is a predicted model, not a curated record. Bases 325 to 1038 code for a protein of 237 amino acids. Gene Ontology annotation, cellular component: plasma membrane; SNARE complex. Gene Ontology annotation, biological process: synaptic vesicle fusion to presynaptic active zone membrane; synaptic vesicle priming; exocytosis. Gene Ontology annotation, molecular function: SNAP receptor activity; syntaxin binding.
CGCAUCAGUGCAGUUGUCUUAAGGAAUUUCGGUAGAGUUUGGGUCAGCGCGGAAAAUAAACACUUCGUAAAUAUUUAGAGGGUUCCCAUCGAUCCUCAGAUUUAUCCUACUCCUGUCCUGCGAUCAAAAUCAGUAAGUAGCGACUGAAAAGUUGUGCUUCAGGUUGCGUCCAGCAUACAAAACGAGAGGAUGGUAAUGCAUUUCAACUUCCCAAAAGCGGAACCGAGUACGUACCUCUCUGUCAUGCACUGAGACCAACUAAAGCCUUAAAUAAACAUACACACUUUACUAUUAAGUUAGAGAAAAGGAAGAUCGUGAGACAUCAUGAGUAACCCACCCCAGAGCGUAGAGCUUAAGGCAACAGGAGGGGCAGCAAAUUUGGACACCAGCAAGAUGGCAGACAUGUCUGUGGAAGAGAUCACAUUGAGAGCCAACCAAGUGACAGAUGAGUCACUUGAAAGUACUAGGCGGAUGCUACAGUUGGCUGAAGAGAGCCGGGAGACGGGUGUUAAAACGAUGACCAUGUUGGAUGAGCAAGGAGAGCAACUGAGGCGUGUUGAUCAAGGAAUGGACCAGAUCAAUCAGGACAUGAGACAAGCUGAGAAGAACCUGACUGAUCUGUCCAAAUGCUGUGGUCUGUGUGUGUGCCCAUGUGACAGAGUGACUUCCAUUGAGCAUGAUGGGCGGUAUAAGCGGACUUGGGGCACAGGCAGUGACGACUCCAGCACAAAGGGAAAAGAACGAGGUGUAGUGUCUAGCCAACCAACAGCCAUCCACAAUGGACAGGCUAUUUCUGGUGGGUCAGUGGCCCCUUCUGGUCCCUAUAUCAAGAGAGUAACUAAUGAUGCACGAGAAGAUGAGAUGGAGGAGAAUCUGGAUCAGGUGGGCAGCAUCAUCGGGAAUCUAAAGAAUUUGGCAGUGGACAUGGGCAAUGAGAUAGAUAAACAGAACAAGACCAUUGACCGCAUCAAUGAUAAGGCUGAUAUGAAUAAAGCUCGCAUUGACGAAGCCAACCAUCGAGCCAACAAACUUCUGUAGGGAAUGAACUGCAGCUAGCAUCACUCAGGAGCCUGAUUAUGAUUUUUUUUACACACAAACACACACACAAUUUCUUCUUUACAGCAAAGAAUUGCGGCAAGGGAUUUUUUCAAAUGCCAUCUGUGCCUUUUUAUUGCAAUCUAGAUGUUCUUUUGUAAAUAGAGGUGUACACACACACACAUGCAUGCAUAUGCAAAACCUCCUGUACAAUCAAGUCUUCACCCCUAACAUGUGAGACAAAUAUGCUGGAUGCACAGAGUGCAGUUGUUUUUGAAGCUCUGCUCACUACUGUCCCCUCAAGUCUGUUAUGGAUGGAAUCUAAUCUCUGGGAGAUAGUGUCGGUUUUGUCCAUCUCUCUCGCUGCACUUGAGUCAACAUGGCUUAUAGUUUCAUUAAUUUGAAUGAGGGGCAAAAGACUUGACAGAAUCUUUAAUGUCCCUACAUGCUGCCCUUUUAGCCUUUAAUCUAUGUUUGGGCUAGUCCAAUAAUGUUUGGUUUUUAUGUAAUUGUUUUCUGUUCAACUGUAUCUGCGACUGAUUAAACUCAUAUUUAAUUAUCUUAAAACUUUAAUGGACCUUGUGAACACAAUUAGUCAUUUUCAAUAUUUUUGGGAAAAUGUAUGGUAGUGUCCUUUUAAUGGCCAAAUUUACCAUGCUAUAUAUAGCUCUGGAUAAAAAUUAAGAGACCACUGCAAAAUUAUCAGUUUCUCUGGAUUUAUUAUUUAGAGAUAUGUGUUUGAGUAAAAUUACAAUUUUUCUUUUAUUCUGUAAAGUACUGACAACAUUUCUCCCAAAUUCCAAAUAAAUAUAUUGUCAUUUAGAGCAUUUAUUUGCAGAAAAUGACAACUGGUCAAAAUAACAAAAAAGAUACAGUGUUUUCAUACCUCGAAUAAUGCAAAGAAAAUAUGUUCAUAUUCAUUUUUAAACAACAUAUAACUAAUGUUUUAACUUAGGAAGAGUUCAGAAAUCAAUAUUUGGUGGAAUAACCCUGAUUUUCAAUCACCGCUUUCAUGCGUCUUGGCAUGCUUAUCCUUCACAAAGACGAAUCUGCCCGAUUCCAACCUUGCUGAAGCACCCCCAGAUCAUCACUGAACCUCCACCAAAUUUCACAGUGGGUGCGAGACACUGUGGCUUGAAGGCCUCUCCAGGUCUCCGCUUAACCAUUAGACGACCAGAUGGAGGAUCGGUGAUGAUCUGGGGGUGCUUCAGCAAGGCUGGAAUCGGGCAGAUUCAUCUUUGUGAAGGACGCAUGAAUCAAGCUUACAAGGUUAUCCUGGAAGAAAACUUGCUUCCUGCUCUGACAAAGUUCCCCUACUCUGAGGAUUGGUUUUUCCAGCAGGACAAUGCUCCAUGCCACACAGCCAGGUCAAUCAAGAUGUGAAUGGAGGACCACCAGAUCAAGACCCUGUCAUGGCCAGCCCAAGCUCCAGACCUGAACCCCAUUGAAAACCUUUGGAAGGGGAUCAGGAGGAAGAUGAAAGGCCACAAGCCAUCAAACAAAGCUGAGCAGCUUGAUUUUUUGCACCAGGAGAAAGACUGGUAGAGAGCAUGCCAAGACGCAUGAAAGCUGUGAUUGAAAAUCAGGGUUAUUCCACCAAAUAUUGAUUUCUGAACUCUUUCUAAGUUAAACAUUAGUAUUGUGUCAUUUAAAAAUGAAUAUUAACUUGUUUUCUUUGCAUUAUUCGAAGUCAGAAAACACUGCUUCUUUUUUGUUAUUUUGAUCUGUUGUCAACUAACAAUAGUAAAUUGUGCUCUAAAUGACAAUAUAUUUAUUUGGGAGAAAUGUUGUCAGUACUUUAUAGAAUAAAACAAAAAUGUUAAUUUUACUCAAACACAUACCUAUAAAUAGUAAAUCCAGAGAAACUGAUAAUUUUGCAGUGGUCUCUUAAUAUUUUCCAGAGCUGUAGGUAUAGGACAUUUCAAUAUAGCAAUUUUAUUUCUAAUAAAGCAAAUAUAAUACUUUAGAAUACUA